AUGCUCACCCGUACGAUCCUCAGACCAUCGACACUACCCACACUCCAACUCCAACUCAGAGCAAUGUCAUCCUCAGCAGACCAACUCGUCGUACCCUCCAGAUCACCUUCCAACAAAGUAUCCAUCUUGACUCUCAACCGACCCAAGGCUCUCAACGCACUGUCCACGCCGUUAUUCCAAGCUCUCAAUGCCGAGUUGGAAAAAGCAGAAGCGGACGAUUCGGUCAGGGCGAUUGUGAUUACGGGUGGAGAAAAGGUUUUCGCGGCUGGGGCGGAUAUCAAGGAGAUGAAGGAUAAAGAGUUCGCCGAAGCUUAUACGACCAACUUCCUCGGAUCAUGGAACAAAAUCGCUUCUAUCCGGAAACCAAUCGUAGGGGCAGUAGCGGGCUAUGCUCUCGGUGGAGGAUGUGAACUCGCAAUGUUAUGUGACAUCCUCAUAGCCACACCCAAAGCGACAUUCGGUCAACCUGAAAUCACACUCGGUAUUAUACCAGGUAUGGGAGGGUCACAGCGACUGACUUCCCUGGUCGGUAAAACCCGAGCGAUGGAUAUGGUCCUUACAGGACGAAAGAUCGAUGGACUCACUGCUGAGCGAUGGGGUCUGGUCAGUAGAGUGACGGAGGAAGGUCAGAGCGUCGUGGAAGAGGCUGUUAAAGUUGCAGAGACCAUCGCUGGGUUCGGGAAGGUUGCUGUGCAAGCUGGCAAAGAGGCUGUCAAUGCUUCUCUUGAUCUCCCUCUCGAACAGGGAUUAAGACUCGAAAGAAGACUCUUCCAACAACUGUUCGCUACUCAAGAUCAGAAAGAGGGUAUGGCUGCGUUCGCCGAGAAGAGAAAACCCACUUGGUCAGAUAAGUAG
Kwoniella botswanensis is the source of this 855-nucleotide messenger RNA. RefSeq lists its product as uncharacterized. Gene Ontology annotation, molecular function: enoyl-CoA hydratase activity. The coding region runs from base 1 to 855 and encodes 284 amino acids. Gene Ontology annotation, cellular component: mitochondrion. The record is from RefSeq and is a predicted model, not a curated record. The transcript is spliced from 5 exons. Lineage: Eukaryota; Fungi; Basidiomycota; Tremellomycetes; Tremellales; Cryptococcaceae. Gene Ontology annotation, biological process: fatty acid beta-oxidation.